AUGAUGAUGUAUUAUUUGCUCGUCUUUGGCAUUGUGCGUGGUGCUGUGCAGAAGCUCAAGAGCCUGGAGCGAUUGCGCCUUCGAAGGAUCAGUAACAAAGCUGUGUAUCGAAGUCCAUCUACUGCGCUACAAGCAACAUCCAGAGAUGAAGAGCUGCGAGAGUAUUUAUGUCUUCGGGAGUACUUCAUCCACAAAGUCCUGCUCUGGAGAUACAGCCGUCCCAGGAUCUACGCCAACCUGAAAGCCAAGCUGGGCAUUCCUCCUGAUGCUCCGGAGGCGACCUUAGAAGAGAAAGAGUUGAUCGACAAACAGAUCAAAGAGAUGAUGGACGACUGCUUUGCCUUCAGCUCUUAUCUGGCAUUGAACGUCGAGAAGGGGGUCAAAGACUCCAUCGAGCUGCAUGCUGGCACGUGGAUUGCCAUCAUCAUUCUUUUCAGCGUGCUGGCGCUGCUGUACAGGUUCGCGCAAGUGAACAUUCUCGACAUGAUGCCACUUUUCGUCGCGGUGGCACUGCUGCUGCUGUUACUCAUGGUCAUGCUGACCAAGUGGCGGCUCCGCGCCAUCCAGGACCACAGCCAGAGUUGGUUGCAGGAUGCUCUGAACUUCCCAUCGGAGUCGACAGACGGCGUACAUGCUCGCACUGUCAUCCCCAGAGUGACAACAGCAUCAGCAUCAGCAUCAAACUUCGGCACUCCGGCUGAGGAAAGUGUGAUCGGCGCCACCCUGAAGGGACGGGGCCGAUUUUCCCCUGAGAUGUACAUCAAUCGUUUCCUGCAGAUAUUCCUGUUUGUGAUCUCCUACACGUUCUCACGGUCUGUCGUCGAGUUCAACGCAUGGAAGAGGCACUUCGAGUUUACGCUUCUACUCGCUGCCGGAUUUGUGAUCCUCUACCUGCUGCUUCUGUAUCUGCUGCCAUCCUAUGUGCCUGUGUUCUUGCAGCUCAUGGCGCUUCCUCCGUUUCUAGAUGAUGACAACUUGAAAGUGUUUCUCAGCGUGCUGGACGAUGAUUUUGCAUUGAGAUAUGUUGUGCAUGACGAACACUCCAGCAGACGUCGAGCAAGCACCUCGUCUUCCCUGCAAGGAGCUUCUCCAAAUGUGGUCAGGCGUCGAGCGAGCAGCUCGUCUUCCCUGGCAGGAGUUUCUUCUUCACCAACGGCAUUUCGAUUGCCCAGGGCGGCUUCCGGUCACUUGUCGGCGCGGAAUGAUACCCUGGUCGUCGUUUCAGAGCUGGUCCGCAUCCUUGAGUCUUGUGACGACGUCCGCGAUCUUCGCGGACUGCGCGAGAUUCUGCGGCGCCAGCUGCCAGAAGAUGUCUCUCUGCCAGCACCGUCCCCGUCCCCACCCCCACCGGUGGAUGUGGAGUGCCAAGAUGGCAAUUCCACAAUGGUUAAUGGAACAGUGACGUACAGCCACAACUUGUUGCGGCGUGCUGAAAGCGCUCCUGUGUUGGUGACUCACCAGGACGACGUGCUGCUUUUCACAAAAGAGACGCUGAAAGUGCUCGUCAUGGCGGUCCAGGUGGCCUCUCUGAAUUUCUGUCGAUCGUGGAAACGCUUGCUGAUAGCCAGGAAGUCAAGAUUCAAUGGUGUGGCAACUGAAGAGCUGAUCCUGAGCUGGUUCCCAAAAGGUGUCAAGGUCGUGCAGGCCCGCGAUCCAGGAACCACUGGCAACUUCGAAAUCACUGUGAAUGGAAGGUUGGUCCAUUCCAAGAAGACGCAAAGUCAGGGCUUCUUUGAAGCAGCUCCCCAGGCCCAAAAGGAUGCGGUCAAAGCCGAGAUUGCCAAAGAAGUUGAGGUUCUCGGGGACGCAGCACCCACGUCGACGGGUGACUUCAAGGAUGGAAAAGAAACUCCAAAAGGAGGAUGCGCCAUCCAAUAA
Messenger RNA from Symbiodinium sp. CCMP2456, 1878 nucleotides. The record is from the annotation of a GenBank genome assembly. Lineage: Eukaryota; Dinophyceae; Suessiales; Symbiodiniaceae.